AUGCGCGGCAUCCAGGUCACCAAAUACGUCAAGGCCCCGUCCGAGCUCAGGGUCAGCGAGCUCGCGGACCCAGCCCCGAAGCCGGACCAAUACGUAGUCGCCAUCCACGCGACUGCCUGUAACUUCUUCGACGUGCUGCAAGUCCAGGGCAAAUAUCAGACCCAGCCGCCGUUCCCCUGGGUUUCCGGCUCUGAAUUCGCUGGCGUCGUCAUUCACGCGCCCGCCACCCUCUCCAAUGGCGGCACCCCCAAGUACAAGGUCGGCGAUAAGGUCUUCGGCGGCUCGCAGGGGGGCUAUGCUACCAAAAUCGCUGUUGACGAAGACAAGAUCCUGCCAAUGCCCACGGGCUGGAGCUUCUUCGACGCAGCCGGCCUCUUUGUGACCGCCCCGACCAGCUAUGCCGGCCUGGUGAACCGCGCGAACAUCAAGGCGGGCGACUACGUGCUGAUCCACGCCGCAGCCGGUGGCGUUGGACUUGCCGCAGUCCAGAUUGCAAAGGCAUUUGGUGCCACUGUCAUCGCUACGGCAGGCACUACGCGAAAGCUGGAGGUUGCCAAAUCCUUUGGCGCCGACCACGUCAUCGACUACCGGCAAGAGAACUGGCCGGAUCUGGUCAAGAAACUGACGCCAAAAGGCAGAGGCGUGGACAUUGUCUACGACUCGGUCGGUCUCAUUGCCCAGUCAAUGAAGUGCAUUGCAUGGGACGGGCGCCUUCUGGUCAUCGGGUUUGCUGGAGGGCCGAUUGAAAAGGUCGCAACCAAUCGCAUCCUGCUGAAGAACUGCAGCGUUGUUGGCCUCUUCUGGGGGGCGCAGGCCGCCCGCGACCCGGCUGUUGCUGCGAAGGUAUGGCAGGGCAUUUUCGACCUCAUGGAGGCCGGCAAGUUCAGAGGAACCUGUUUCACAGAUAAAGAGUUUGUUGGCCUCGAGAGUGUGCCUGACGCGUUGGGUGCUUUGGCCGGGAGAAACACGUGGGGCAAAGUCGUGGUCAAAGUUCCGCAAGGGAGCCAGAGCAAGCUAUAG
This is a messenger RNA of Diplodia corticola, 1020 nucleotides long. RefSeq names its product zinc-binding dehydrogenase. Bases 1 to 1020 code for a protein of 339 amino acids. Gene Ontology annotation, cellular component: mitochondrion. Lineage: Eukaryota; Fungi; Ascomycota; Dothideomycetes; Botryosphaeriales; Botryosphaeriaceae. Gene Ontology annotation, molecular function: zinc ion binding; oxidoreductase activity. The record is from RefSeq and is a predicted model, not a curated record. The transcript has 2 exons.